CCCUCAUUGGCUCCUCUGCGCAGUCUGGAGUAAGUUGGAUGUGCGCUCCUCUCACUCGCAUCCCGCAGCCGCCUCAAAAACUGUUGCGAUGGGGAGGACCAGGAAAAAUCACUUCGGGGUUUUGACUUUUUCCUUAUUAGUGACUUUCGUCUGGGCUCAAAGCGUCAAGGAUAUCAAAGAUCCGAGCAAUAUGCCUCUGGUCAAAGAAACAGUGGACAGGCUGAUGAAAGGAUACGACAUUCGGCUCAGGCCGGAUUUCGGAGGUGCGCCGGUGGCUGUGGGGAUGAAUAUAGACAUCGCCAGCAUAGACAUGGUCUCUGAAGUCAAUAUGGACUACACUUUGACUAUGUACUUCCAACAAGCAUGGCGGGACAAGCGUCUGUCCUAUUCUGAGAUUGCCUACAAUUUGACUCUGGAUAAUCGAGUGGCAGACCAGCUCUGGGUCCCAGACACCUACUUCCUAAAUGACAAAAAGUCAUUUGUUCAUGGAGUCACAGUCAAGAACCGGAUGAUCCGCCUCCACCCUGAUGGAACGGUUCUUUAUGGACUCAGGAUCACCACCACUGCAGCCUGUAUGAUGGACCUGCGCCGCUACCCUCUAGAUGAACAAAACUGCACCCUGGAGAUCGAGAGCUAUGGCUACACCACAGAUGAUAUUGAGUUCUACUGGCGAGGUGGAGAUGGCGCAGUAUCCGGCGUGGACAGAAUAGAGCUGCCCCAGUUCUCGAUUGUUGACUAUAAGCUCAUCUCCAAAAAUGUGGUUUUCUCUACAGGUUCCUACCCCCGCCUGUCCCUCAGCUUCAAACUGAAGAGGAACAUUGGUUACUUCAUCCUCCAAACAUACAUGCCUUCCAUCCUGAUUACCAUUCUCUCCUGGGUCUCCUUCUGGAUCAACUACGAUGCCUCGGCUGCCAGAGUGGCUCUAGGUAUCACCACGGUGCUGACCAUGACCACCAUCAACACCCACUUGCGUGAGACACUGCCUAAGAUCCCCUACGUGAAGGCUAUUGACAUGUACCUGAUGGGCUGCUUUGUGUUUGUCUUCCUGGCCCUGCUGGAGUACGCCUUCGUCAACUACAUCUUCUUCGGCCAGGGCCCACAGAGGCAGAAGAAGGCAGCAGAGAAAGCGGCCACGGCCAACAACGAGAAGCUGAGACCCGACCCUAACAAGUGGCUGGUGGGAAAUGUAGUUCAGAGAGAUGAUGCUCUGUAUGCCAGAAUGAAACAGAGGGAAAUUGACGCAUAUGACUCGAUGUGGGAUCCCAUCUUUGUGGACGAUGCCGCUUUAGGACUAGGCGAGCAAAGAAAUAAGAUGACCCCUGAUGACAACAUCCUGUUCAGCACCCUGGAGAUGAAGAAUGAAAUGGGGGGUGCUGGAGAUCUGUCUCGGGGUCUCGGAGCACCCGGGGACCCCCGCAACACCAUGCUGGCGUAUGAUAGCUCGACGCUGCAAUAUCGGAGGGCAGCCAUGGCCCGCCAGAACUAUGGUCAUAGCGCCUUGGAGCGCCAUGCCCAGAAGAAGUCGCGCCUACGGAGAAGGGCCUCCCAGCUCAAAGUGAACAUCCCAGAUCUGUCCGACGUGAACUCUAUCGAUAAGUGGUCCAGGAUGAUCUUCCCCACUGUCUUCUCCUUCUUCAACGUGGUCUACUGGCUCUACUACGUUCAUUAAGGCGGCCAGCUUGUGGCGCAAAUGCAAAGUGGGGGGGAACGGAGGGGGGGAUUUAGGGAUAUAAUCAAGAAUGAAAGAUGAGUGCUAAUGAGUGAGAGAGUGAAUAAAUGAUAAACAGUUCACCAACUUUUUAGGUGGAUUGUUUUAGAAAACGCAAUGAGAACGCAAAGACUUUCAGACGGACUGCAGCAGCACCCAACACUUCAGUCAGCACUGACUCUUUAGGAUGGGAAAACACUUUAACAACAACCGAUGAAAAACUCUAAAAAGAAGAUUGAAAAGACAGAAAUGGUGCCUGUUCCAGAAUUUCAAUAUAUCACUAAUAUUUGUCAUUCGUAGCUUACUCUCUGUGGAGCAAAUAUUUAUGCUUGUGUUUUGCAUAUAGUUUAAGGAUUUGUUUUGUUAAGUAUCUAUUUACUUCGUAGCCGAGCUGUCUGCAAUUGCGAAAGCUUUAUAAAUGAUUUUAAAGGAGCCAUCCUUUAAUAGUCUAUUUUCCUAUAAUUACUGUAUAUCAGAAAUAUUCUUUAAAAACAAAAAAAAGCAUGAUUACGUUUCAUUUCCUUUCAGUCGCGAUGACGACGACACGCAACGCAUUUUAGUUUUAGUAGCUGAGGUUAUCCCGCACUGCUUCCCAUGUUGCAUCACCCUUGUACUCGCAGCUUUGGCGUCACGUCGUCGGACCUCUUGGACGGACGGUUGGAGAAUUGUUGGGUGACAACAAGUUGCAGGCAGGGGGCGCUCUGUUCUCCAGACAUUCCUUUGCAGCUUCAGUGGCACCAUUGCAGAAAAGAGCGAGUUUCAUUCUAUUAUUGGACUAUCGAGCAGAACUUUGGACACUUUAAUCAACUUUAUGAUUUGCUGACAGAAUCAAGUGUUUGUCACUUUCUUGUCUCAUGUCACUUUUGUUUGUACUUUCUGCCAUGGCGUGAGGUGCUUUUGAAGGCAGAGAAUGACUUUAACAUUGCUUUCAGCCGGUGUUAUGGACUUUGCAGAUAGAUGAGCUGAGUUUAAGCCCUUUCGUUGCAAAAAGAGUUGCUGCAUAAAUACGGCAAAAUCCACAAUCACCAUUAUCUGUAGAACCAAAUGAUAGACGUAUGACGCAUUCCAUUGUAAUUAGGUUUCUGUUUUGAGAAAAAAAAAAAUGUAGAUAGACAUAAAUCAUGUUUAAAGUAAAAAGAGAUGAUUCAUUUUAUAAAUCAAUAUAUUAUCUGUAAAUAUUAUGAAUUAAUUCUAUUUAAAUGGGUCUCUGUUUAUGUUUUUGCAGUUAAAUCAAAUGUUUUAUUCAGUUAAAGAGAAAAAAGCAAUUGAAAA
Messenger RNA from Thalassophryne amazonica, 2980 nucleotides. RefSeq names its product gamma-aminobutyric acid type A receptor subunit beta2a (gene gabrb2a). Bases 89 to 1669 code for a protein of 526 amino acids. Gene Ontology annotation, molecular function: GABA-A receptor activity; neurotransmitter receptor activity; extracellular ligand-gated monoatomic ion channel activity. NCBI's taxonomy places the organism in Eukaryota, Metazoa, Chordata, Actinopteri, Batrachoidiformes, Batrachoididae. Gene Ontology annotation, biological process: monoatomic ion transmembrane transport; signal transduction; chemical synaptic transmission. Gene Ontology annotation, cellular component: synapse; membrane; GABA-A receptor complex. The transcript is spliced from 10 exons. The record is from RefSeq and is a predicted model, not a curated record.